Messenger RNA from Linum tenue, 2419 nucleotides. The record is from the annotation of a GenBank genome assembly. Lineage: Eukaryota; Viridiplantae; Streptophyta; Magnoliopsida; Malpighiales; Linaceae.
GCCAAAGACAAUUUUUUUUUUUUGACAGGAGAGAAUUGUUCUCUCCAAUGGCGGAAUUUCCACAAAAAGGAAUACGACAGGGAAAAAGGGCAUACCCCAAAUCAACUAGGGCAGGAUUCAAUCGUCUGACGGACGCUCGCAACGGCGACCAAACGCUUGCUUCCCCCAACCCAUUAUUUCCCAUUUCGACCCUUCACCCGCCGGAGUUGCUGAACCCAAUCGUCUCCUUCCGAUUCGGAAUGUAUCUGAAAUGAGCCGAGCUCAGUCGAAGCUCCUCUGGAUCCUGAUUCCCCUCUUCGCUCUCAACUCCAUCACAGUCUUCCUCUACUUCUCCUUCCGCCACCACACCUCGCCGCUUCCCUUCUCCGAUCCGCGCAACCGCCACUUCCUCACCGACCACGCGCCGCCGUCCAACGCCACCACCCCCGACGGCUACCUCAAGCCCUGGCCCGUCCUCCCUUCUCACCUCCCUUGGACUCGCAAACCCAAGGACCGCUCCUGCGAGGCUUACUUCGGCAACGGCUUCACCCGCCGCGUCGAUGUCCUCCCGCCUUCUCCCGAUCGCUCCUCCGCCGGCGGGUGGUUCCGCUGCUUCUUCAGCCGGACGCUGCUGAGCUCGGUCUGCGAGGGCGGCGGGAUUCGAAUGGUCCCCGAUAGGAUUGCUGUGUCGAGGGGCGGGGAGACGCUUCAGGAGGUUGUUGGGCGGGAUGAGGAAGAAGAGAUGCCGACGUUUCAGGACGGCGCGUUUCAGAUUCUGGGUUCCUUGGAGAGUGAGAAGAGGAAGCUUGUGGACGAGGAGUUUCUCGGCGAGUACCUGCCGCAGGGGGAAAUUGAGAGGCACACGAUUCGGCAGCUUGUGAGCUCGAUUGAAGUGGUGGAUGCCACGGAGUUCCAGUGCGAUCAGUGGAUUGAGGAGCCAACAUUGCUGGUUACCCGAUUUGAGUAUGCAAACCUUUUCCACACUGUAACAGAUUGGUACAGUUCGUAUGCGGCUUCUAAAGUGACUGAGUUGCCUUACCGGCCGCAUUUGGUUUUUGUGGAUGGCCAUUGUAGAACACCCUUGGAAGAAACCUGGAGUGCUCUCUUCUCUAGCAUCCGAUAUGCUAAAAACUUCACCGGCUCAGUUUGUUACCGUCACGCUGUACUUGUUCCUCUGGGAUACGAGACCGCCCUCUUCAAGGGUCUAACUGAAGACAUAUUCUGUUAUGGAGCUGAUGGGAAAGAACUUUGGAUGAACCCAGAUGACCACAAGACAGCACGAUUGUCAGAGUUUGGAGAAAUGAUAAGAGCAGCCUUUCACUUCCCGGUCAAUAAGCCCGGUACUGAAAAGCCAGCUUCAGGCCUCAACGUUCUUUUUGUGAGGCGGGAAGACUACUUGGCCCACCCGCGCCAUGAUGGAAAGGUUCAAUCGAGACUGAGCAAUGAACAAGUCGUGUUCGAUGCUGUACAGAAAUGGGCAUCAUCUGAACAUAACAAUAAUUCGGAGUGUAAAUUGAAGGUAGUGAACGGAUUAUUUGCACACAUGCCAAUGAGGGAGCAACUGAGAGCCAUUCAAGAGGCUUCGAUUAUCAUAGGCGCUCAUGGUGCUGGCCUGACUCACAUUCUGUCAGCUACACCAAGAACCGUGAUUCUUGAGAUCGUGAGCGCAGAGUUCAGACGCCCACAUUUUCAGUUGAUUGCUCAGUGGAAAGGGCUGGAGUAUCACGCCAUAUAUCUCGACGAUUUGUAUGCUAAUCCAGUGGUUGUGAUCAGCAGGCUUGGACGCAUAAACCGCACCGAGAGCGAUCCACAGCAAUAUUCCAGAAGAAGAAGAAGAAAGGCACAGAUGGGAUUCGAGAAGGAGAUCAUCCGCCCAGGAAACGGCCCCAAACCUUCUCGCGGCCAGAAAGUCACCGUCCAUUGCACCGGCUUUGGGAAAAAUGGUGAUAUGUCUGAGAAGUUCUGGAGCACAAAGGAUCCAGGGCAGCAGCCUUUCUCUUUCAAUAUUGGCAAGGGAAGCGUCAUAAAAGGGUGGGACGAGGGAGUCAUGGGAAUGCAAGUGGGAGAAGUUGCUCGUCUACGGUGCUCCCCUGACUACGCCUAUGGAGCUGCUGGAUUCGGAGCAUGGGGAAUCCUGCCCAAUUCUCCUCUGAUUUUCGAGAUCGAAGUCCUGAGCGUAGAGUGAUCUUUCUUGGUGAAGGGGCCGAAGAAGACCGAUCCAUGGAGUUGCAGUAAUUUCGUAUUGUCCAAGUCCUCGGGAUUUUACUUAGAAUAAAGGCUGCCUUGUCAUUGAGACAUGUCUAUGUACCGUAAACUACCGACUUUGAAUCAUAUAGCACUUGGAUUCAGCCAGGCAUCAAAUUGUCAACUCAGUGUGUUCUUUGGCCAUCCACUCAUGUUCUACAAUUGAAUAGUAUGUCUUAUGCUUAUUCUCUACGUC